Molecule: messenger RNA, 1592 nt
Organism: Trichophyton rubrum CBS 118892
Lineage: Eukaryota; Fungi; Ascomycota; Eurotiomycetes; Onygenales; Arthrodermataceae
Exons: 1
Coding region: 133-1125 (330 amino acids)
Molecular function (GO): hydrolase activity, acting on carbon-nitrogen (but not peptide) bonds, in linear amides
Source: RefSeq, a predicted model, not a curated record
GCUGCUUGGAGGCUGAAUGAAGAGCAUCGAGACCGGCAGAGAAGUCAGCACCACCGCCGCUACGGAGAUACACGUCCGGGGAGAAGGGUAACUAGUCGAGACGCCGCUGCUCCCCAUUUGCAUUCGCCCACCAUGGGCCUCUCAACCAAGACGAUACACGUUCACCGUCACCAGCAGCACCUGAAAUGGUCUCGAGAUAUCCCUCCUGUGCUCACGAUCAACUCGGGUGAGACGGUCACCUUCGAUGCGCUUGACGGAAGCAAUGGCAUGAUAGCAAGAGAUUCCGGUGACGAUGCUAUAUUGAAGUUCGACGUCGAGAGGGCGGACCCCGGAUUCGGACCUAUCUACGUGAACGAGGCCGAGCCCGGAGAUGUGCUCAAAAUUGAGAUCUUGGACCUGCAACUUGGCGAUUGGGCGUGGACAGCUAUAGUCCCGAAUUUCGGGCUAUUGGCUGAUGAGUUUCCAGAGCCGAAGCUUAAGAUAUGGGAUAUUGACCCCAGCCUGCCCUAUGUCAAGUUCAAAGAAGGGGUGCACGUCCGUAAGGCACCCUUCCUAGGCAUCAUGGCGGUUGCGCCAGGUGUCGAAGGCGAGUUUUCUACCAUUCCGCCUCUCGAGACUGGCGGAAACAUGGAUUGCCGAUACCUCACUGCAGGUUCUACGCUCUACCUGCCCAUCCGUACCAAAGGUGCCCUGUUCAGUUGCGGUGACGGGCAUACUGCCCAGGGAGAUGGAGAGGUCUGCGGGACGGCCAUUGAGACCACUCUUACCGCUUCACUACGUCUAACAGUCGUCAAGAACCAGCCGUGGGUUACCUCUCCGCAGUUCCAGACACCCCCGCUCAAGCAGAUGCUAUCUGCCGCAGAUAUUGAGGCAGACAAGGGUGAAUAUGCCACCAUGGGAAUAGACUGUGACCUCCUCGAGGCGACCCGGAAAGCAACCCGUAACAUGAUUGAAUGGCUCACUUGCACCAAGGAUUUAACGCGAGAGGAGGCCUAUAUGCUCACUAGCGUCGCAGGCUGUCUCAAGAUGGCUGAGGUCGUCGACAUGCCCAACUAUGCUAUUGUAAUGACAAUGCCGCUAAGCAUAUUUGUGGCCCCGGAAUGGCCAAACGGAACGACAACCUGAUUUUACAACUAUGUAUAUACUUUUGGAGCGUUACUUUUCAUGACUGAGUAUUCACUUCGCUGGUUUUUUUUUCCUUGCACAUCUAAUGCCUGCCCUCUUACGGAGUAUGUUCCUCCUCCUUGAUCACCUCCGGCGCCUUAGAUGCACAUAACCUGCUCACAUCCAAUACACAACGCAUACAUAGACAUAAUAAAUAUACCCAUACAGAGUAGGCAUGGGGUUCGAUGUGUGACCCCAUGUCAUAUAUAUACAUUUGCCCACAUAUUUCCGUCACCCUGGUCCCGUUCGCCUGGGAUUCCUGCAGCUCGGAUGCUAAAAGGAGUCAACCGACGCUCGGCCACUUUAGCAGCGUGCAUUUGUCCGCUCUCUUCCCUUCCAGUACCCCAUAUAUAUAUACCCUUUUAAAGGCAUCCCUUAGCGGCAUAUAUAGGUGUAUUUUACCGGCCCAGUGGCAUUUAAAAAAAAAA